UUUGCCCUCUGUUUGUAUAUUUAGUUACAAGGAAACGACGACGUUUUAGGUGGCAGUUCCUUUUGAAAACCUUAAUGGGCCGAGACUUUCUCCAAUCUUAAUAGGCCCAAUAAAUCUCACCAAUUUCAGAUUUAAAGUACGAAGCUCAACAAAAACCUAAGUUGUCCUUUUCGGUUUUGGAAAAGAGAAGAGAAAAGGAAAUAUUUGCUAACUAGUUUUUCGGAAACUCUGUUUGCUCUAUAAAAGUUGAAAACUUGAAGAAGAGACCAUUACAAAAAAAGUCACAAGUUGCUUACACACAUCGAUUCUAUAAUGUUAGAAAGUAUGCAACAAACCGUUGACGUUCUUAGCUGCAUUAGAAGGUAUCCAUGGAUUAUUGAGAUGGUGAAGUCGAAGCUUUUCCAUGAAAUUUGCGAUCAACACGACACGCAAAAAAAAAGGCGAUGUUACUUCUGUUGCGAUUGUAUGAUUCCUCCUUUUUGCACAACUUGCUACAAAAAGAACGAUCACAAAGGCCACACUUUGAUUCAAACAUAUAGAAGUUCGUACCAGACAGGAGUAAAGAAAGAGACGAUGUCAAAAUAUAUGGAUAUAUCAGGGAUACAUAUAUAUUCGAUCAACGGGUUUCCGAUUGUUUAUAUAAACCAGAGACGUGGCAAUGAUAAUCAUCGUUUUAGAAACAAUGUUAUGCAUAAAUGUCAAGUUUGUGAAUGGGAACUUGAUGCUGCUUCUUCUGCUUUGUUCUGUUCAAUGGAAUGCAAGUUUAGGAGCGUUCUUGGGUCACAACUUGAUGAGCUGAUGGAGAAUUCAGAGAUUACAGAGAAUUCAGAAGAGACUGAUGAACUGGUGAAGAAGAAACGACAUAGGAGAAAAGGGAGUCCACAUAGAGCUCCAUUCUUCUAGGGUUUUAAUUCCGAAACGAUUUUUUUAUAUAUGAUUUUUUGGGGGGUUUAUAAUAAGUGAGAUUUUAGACAUGUGUUGCCUUUUUUUUAGGUUUAAUAGAUGAUUUAAUUUUUAUGAA
Molecule: messenger RNA, 1021 nt
Organism: Arabidopsis lyrata subsp. lyrata
Lineage: Eukaryota; Viridiplantae; Streptophyta; Magnoliopsida; Brassicales; Brassicaceae
Exons: 3
Coding region: 313-903 (196 amino acids)
Source: RefSeq, a predicted model, not a curated record